GUUCAGUGGGAUCCAGACGGGAAGAGGUUAAUUUUCCUCUCAGACUCGGGUCUGCUGAGGGGGUAGAAAGACGCGGUACCAACUGACGGAGCACUCCGCUUUCUCUGAAUGAAAAAGCUGUGAGCGUGAAUCCGUAUCCCCUCCUCUCUCGGCUGAGGUUCGCACCAGGACCCGCGCGUCAGCGGAGCAGCAGCGGAGGCGAAACGUGGGGGGAGUGAUGGGAAAGUUGCGCUGAUCCCGCGUCCGAUCCGGUGGAUGAGAGCGAGCCCAGAGAGCAAGAGAGAGAGAGAGGACGCGAAAGUUUCCGAUCCCCAAAGUGACAGAUCCGAAGCUGGACUCGCAUAAUGUGACUGUGGACUACAGAUCGCUUCACUCGGUUUGGAUUUAUAAACUUCUGCUGCGGAUUUACAAGCUUGUUUUGUUAGGUCUCUGCACUUAAAGAGAGGUGAAUGACUUCAGCGAGAUCGCCUGGCUGAUCAGCGACGGGAUGAACCCAAAUGAAGGAUAAGAGUUCUGCUCCGAAACUCCUGCAUAGUUCCUAUUUUGUUCCCACUUGGGCCGAACUUCGGGAGCAGAACAUGCGCUGAAAUACCGGAUUGUUUAGAAGUGCUUCUGCGUUGUUUUCCAGACUUCUUACACUUCUAUAGAAGAAGAAAAACUAAAGAAAGCCUCGUCCUGCUUUUGGAUUCAGAGACUGCAUGUCAUGAAGGAGUGGAUGCCUCAUUUGAUUUAUUAAAUCAUUUGGAUUACAUCAGAGCAUUUCUUAUCGGAGAGACGCUGAAUGAUGUCUCCAACUUCCAUCGGAUUUGUACUUCUCUCAGCUUUUCUCCAUGUGUGCUCAGGAUCCCGGCUGCGCCAAGAGGACACCCCACCUAGGAUUGUAGAGCACCCAUCGGACCUGAUCGUGUCCAAAGGGGAGCCUGCCACUCUCAACUGUAAGGCGGAGGGGUGGCCAACUCCCACGGUGGAGUGGUACAAAGAUGGUGAGCGGGUGGAAACAGACAGGGACAAUCCCCGUUCCCAGCGCAUGAUUCUUCCCAGCGGCUCCCUUUUCUUCCUUCGCAUUGUCCACGGACGACGGAGCAAGCCGGACGAAGGUUCCUAUGUCUGCGUUGCUCGCAACUACCUGGGAGAGGCAGUGAGCCACAAUGCCUCGCUGGAAGUAGCAAUUCUAAGAGAUGACUUCAGGCAAAACCCUGCAGAUGUGAUUGUUGCAGCUGGAGAACCUGCUGUCCUGGAAUGUCAGCCUCCACGUGGUCACCCUGAACCCACCAUAUCAUGGAAAAAAGAUGGUGUGAAUAUCGACGACAGGGACGAGAGGAUUACUAUACGUGGAGGCAAACUGAUGAUCACGAACGCACGCAAGAGUGAUGCUGGGAAGUAUGUGUGCGUUGGCACAAACAUGGUUGGCGAGCGUGACAGUGAAAUUGCUGAACUCACUGUGCUAGAGCGUCCAAGCUUUGUGCGUCGCCCGAGCAGUACGGUGGUUUUAGUGGACCAAAGUGUGGAGUUUAGGUGUGAGGCUCGUGGUGACCCCGUUCCCACUGUACGCUGGAGGAAAGAUGAUGGCGACCUGCCCAAAGGACGAUAUGAGAUGCGUGAGGACCACACUCUGAAGAUUCGCCGUGUGAUCUCCGCUGAUGUAGGGUCCUACACUUGUAUGGCGGAGAAUAUGGUGGGCAAGGCGGAGGCAUCAGCCACGCUCACCGUUCACGUUAUGUCUGUGCCUCCAGCAUUUGUGGUGAGACCGAGGAACCAGGUGGCUGGAGUUGGGAGGACAGUCACUUUCCAGUGUGAGGCCACGGGGAACCCACAGCCGGCCAUUUUCUGGCAGAGGGAAGGCAGUCAGAACCUUCUGUUCUCCUACCAACCACCACAACCCUCCAGCCGAUUUUCUGUGUCUCAGACCGGGGAUCUGACCAUCACCGAUGCAGAACGCUCUGACAUGGGAUACUACAGCUGCCAGGCUCUGAACAUAGCUGGCAGUGUGAUCACCAAGGCCCUGCUUGAAGUUACUGAUGUCGUGUCAGACCGCCCGCCACCAGUUAUACGACAGGGGCCGAGCAAUCAAACAGUGGCGGUGGAUGGAACUGUGGUCCUGAGCUGCGUGACAUCUGGCAACCCCACACCCACCAUCCUGUGGAGGAAGGAUGGCGUUUUAGUAUCCACACACGACUCAAGGGUCAAACAGUUGGACACAGGCGCGCUACAGAUACGAUAUGCAAAGCUUGGGGACACAGGCACCUACACCUGCAUCGCCUCCACUCCUAGUGGAGAGGCUUCGUGGAAAGCCUAUUUAGAAGUUCAAGAAUUUGGAUCUGUAGUCCAGCCAAACAGACCAACCGAUCCAAACUUGAUACCCAGUGCGCCUUUGAAACCCGAGGUUACAGACGUUACCCGGACCUCCAUCACCUUAUCCUGGAAACCGAAUCUCAAUUCUGGAGCCACGCCCACUUCCUAUAUCAUAGAGGCCUUCAGCCAUGCAUCGGGGAGCAGCUGGCAGACCUUGGCAGAGCAUGUGAAAACUGAGUCAUUUGUACUGAAGGGCCUUAAGCCCAGUGCGGUCUACCUCUUCUUAGUGCGAGCAGCGAAUGCCUAUGGCCUCAGUGAUCCCAGUUCCAUCUCGGAUGCAGUGAAGACACAAGACAUCCCUCCCACCAGUCAGGGUGUGGACCAUCGACAGAUCCAACGAGAACUCGCAGAUGUGGUCAUCCACCUUCACAACCCCACCAUCCUCUCAUCCUCUUCUGUCAGGGUGCAGUGGACAGUGGAGCAGCAAUCCCAGUACGUACAGGGCUACAAGGUGAUGUACAGGCUCUCACCGGAGGGCCAGCAGAGGAGCGACUGGGCAGUGUUUGAGGUCCGCACCCCCGGAGAGGACAGCGCCGUCGUGACACAGCUGCGGAAGGGCGUCACGUACGAAUUCAAAGUCCGGCCCUUCUUCAACGAGUUUCAGGGAACAGACAGCGACGUCAAAAUUGGCAAGACGCUGGAGGAAGCCCCCAGCGCACCUCCUCGCAAGGUAAUAGUCACAGAGAGCGGGAGCAACGGGACCGCCGUCGUCGUCUCCUGGCAACCCCCUCCAGAAGAGGAGCAGAACGGGGUGGUUCAGGAGUACAAGGUUUGGUGCUUGGGGAAUGAGACCAAGUAUCACAUUAACCGGACAGUUGAUGGGUCAACAUUGUCCGUUGUGAUUCCCAGCCUGACCCCUGGGAUCCGCUACAGUGUUGAGGUAGCAGCCGGCACCAGCGCUGGUUCUGGAGUCAAGAGCGAAACUACUUUCUUUCAGUUUGAUUCAUCUGGCCGAAUGACCGAAACCAUGGGCGAGGAGAACCCCCUCUCCCAGCAGAUCUCCGACGUGGUCAAACAGCCUGCGUUCAUCGCUGGAAUUGGAGCAGCAUGUUGGAUCAUCCUUAUGGUCUUCAGUAUCUGGUUGUACCGGCAUCGAAAGAAAAGGAACGGCCUCUCCAGCAGCUAUGCAGGCAUACGCAAAGUGCCAUCUUUUACAUUCACACCAACAGUGGCAUAUCAGAGGGGCGGAGAAGGAGUCACCAGUGCUGGAAGGCCCGGUUUGCUAAACAUGGGUGACUCUGCCACUCAACCCUGGCUAGCCGACACGUGGCCCAACUCCUGCUCCAACCACAACGACUGCAGCAUCAACUGCUGCACCGCGGGCAACGGCAACAGCGACAGCAACCUGGCAACGUACAGCCGGCCAGCCGACUGUAUCGCCAAUUAUAGCAGCCAGAUGGAUAACAAGCAGACCAACCUCAUGGUGCCAGACUCAGGAGUCUACGGAGACGUAGACCUGUCCAACAAGAUCAAUGAGAUGAAGACAUUUAACAGCCCAAACCUGAAAGACGGCCGCUUUGUCGGUCCGGGAGGCCAGCCGACGCCUUACGCCACCACACAGCUCAUCCAGUCUGCCAUCAUGAGCAACAACAUGAACUCAGACAGAGGGACCGGUGGGAGCGGAGGUGGACUUGGGAGUGGAGGGGAAGUAAAUGAGAAGCACUGCUGGAAACCUCCCGCGGUCCAGCAGAAACAGGAAAUGGGCUCCCAGCUUCAGUAUAACAUCUUGGAACAAAACAAACUGAAUAAGGACCGUUACAGAGGAGGCGACAGUCCAAUGCCCACCACCAUCCCCUACAACCAGACCCAUGAUACCCACACCGGAGGCUCCUACAACAGCUCUGACCGAGGCAGCAGUAGCACCUCCGGGAGUCAGGGUCAUAAGAAGGGAAUACGCACCCCCAAAAUCUCCAAACAAAGCACAAUGAAUUGGGCUGACCUUCUCCCUCCUCCCCCUGCAAACCCAGCCCCAAUGCGAAACACAGAGGAGUACACGCUUUCUAUGGAGGAAAGCUGUGAUCAUGACAUGCAGUGCCCCAUGCCCCCCUCUCACAUGUACCUGCAGCCUGAUGAGCUGGAGGAGGAAGAGGAGAUGGAGAGGGGUCCGACUCCUCCCGUACGUGGGGCAGCCUCUUCCCCGGCUGCUGUAUCCUACAGCCACCAGUCCACGGCGACUCUCACCCCCUCCCCCCAAGAGGAGAUGCAACCGAUGCUGCAGGAUGCACCUGACAGCCAUGAACGCAGACACCAUGGUGUGAGCCCUCAACACCCUUCAAGGCCCCUCUCCCCCUCACACACAUAUGGCUACAUCAGCAGCCCCCUGCCUUUGGACACUGACGGUCAGGAGGAGGACGAUAUAUUAGAAGAGGAGGAGGAGGAGGAUGGUGAUGAAACAGAUGCGGAAGUGGCUAAGAUGCAUUACCACCACACCCACCCCCACACCCACUCUCACCACCCCCAGAUGCACGCACGGAGGUUGCUACUACGAGGCCUCGAACAGACGCCUGCGUCCAGCAUGGGCGACCUGGAGAGCUCCGUGACGGGCUCUAUGAUCAACGGCUGGGGGUCUGCCUCUGAGGAGGAUAAUGUCUCCUCGGGGAGGUCGAGCGCAGUCAGUUCAUCGGAUGGCUCCUUCUUCACAGACGCAGACUUUGCUCAAGCGGUUGCUGCAGCUGCAGAGUAUUCAGGGCUCAGGGUGGCAAAGUACCCCAAUCCACAAGGCCAGGAAGCAGGAGGAGCUUCAGUGCGAAAAUACCAAAUAAACCACUCAGGCCAUCGUCCUGGCAGCCCAGUGUCUACAGAUAGUAAUAUGAGUAUGGCAGCUAUUCACAGGAGGCCUCCAAAAAGGCAAAAACAGCAUCCUGCAGGACAUCCAGGCAGCCAGCGACGUGAGGCCUUUAAUGAAGAUCUCCCUCCUCCACCCAUUCCUCCUCCAGCGGUGCUCAAGUCUCCCACACAUCCCUCCAAGGCAGCUCUUGAGGGUCGGGGAGUAAUUUCCCCCAAAGCAGGGGAAGGUCGAGACAAGCGAGGAGGGGGCUACCGGCCUCAGGAGGGCUCAGACCCCAGAACCAGCUCAUCUGAACGUAAAGACGCUCAGGACAGACAAAAGACUGCUCACGGAGGGAAAGGGAAUAAACCCGAGAGCAGCGCCGGCAACAAGGCACGACAGAACACAGGCUCAGAGGACAUACUGCCAUACAGCCGACCGCAGUUUCCAACAGUCAACAGCCCCAGGGAUCCAAGCUCCUCGAGCUCUAUGUCCUCCAAGGGCUCGGGGGGCCGGCGGAGAGGGGAAGGAGCACGAAGGAACCCUGGAGACAUGGUGGUCAACAACUCUGUAGCCUUCCACCAAGGAGAGGAGGAGCUGGAGAUGUUAGAAAGCUGAAGAAGACAGAACGGAAAGGAGGAACUGUUCAGAUUUUUCCCAGGAGUGGAGCACCAUUUUUUCUCUUACAAUUUUAAAUAUCUCAGUAUUUCACCAUCAUGUUGGCUGCCAUUAUACUGUAAUACAUCAUAUGUGUUUCUUUACAUCUGGAAAACAGACUAAUGUUAUCCCCCUUGCCCCAGCUUAUUUUUUUUGCCCAUUUUUUUUCUUUUUCUUUUUUUGUAGGAAAGUGUGAAGUUUUAAGGCUGAUGAAUUAAAAAAACAAAAACAAGUACGCAAUGGUAUAUUUAUGUUGAAUUCCAAUGCAAUAUGCAGGGGAGUCCUGCUUCAGACAUUGACAUCACUCAACUUGCCUUGACAACAACUUUGGAGAGCCCACACAGUGAGACGUUACUGUAAGAAAACAGCUGCAAACAGGAAGGGGUAAACUGUCUGUAAAUAUACGUGUCUAUGUAAUGUCUUCUUGUUUUGCCGAUUGUGGUACCUCAAAAUGGUCUUCCUUGGUUUUUGAAGAUCUAAUUUUAUUAUGCCAGUAAAUAAAAUAAUUUUAUCAUUUCCAUCCAUGUUGUAAAUUGCUAUAUUAUUUAGCUGCCCUCCAAAAAAAGUGCCACUUUGGGAUUGUUUUGUUUGUUCAUUUUUUGUAAUGCACUGUAAUGUCUGUGUUGUCAUCAAUGUUUAUUUGUUUUACUUUGGUUUUAAAAGCACAAUCACUAAACUUUAUUUUAAACCAUUCUAUCUAUUAACCGUUUUCGUCUUACUUGGAGGAAAAAGAAGUAAGACAGAAAGAGUCUAGUUAAUCAUGAUGAUGUUGGUAAGGUUUGCUGUUUACGAAGGCUGAGCUAGAAAUGAGACUCCACAUUAGCAUCGUCUCCCUCUCCAGUUCUGAUGCUAGCUCAAGUGAUAAAGACAGUUAAUGUGAGUCAUAGCUGCAAUGUAAAUAUCCUUUUCACAAUGACCUGAGAUCAGCUAUUGCACAUUAAUCAAAAUGGUUGUGUUGCCUACGAAUGCACUUAAAUGAAUGUCGAAUACAGGAAACAUGUCACUUUGGGAAUCUGGAGAGGCUUUAAUUGGGCAAGAAGUCUUUUUCUUCAUACCAAUGGGACUGGACUGUUUCAAGACGAAAGGGUGCUGUUGUUUAUUCAUAGGACAUCUGCAAACAUUUGUUUCAUAAAGUAAAAAACAAAAAAUGAAUAAAAACUUCAAACUAAAAA
Molecule: messenger RNA, 6948 nt
Organism: Fundulus heteroclitus (mummichog)
Lineage: Eukaryota; Metazoa; Chordata; Actinopteri; Cyprinodontiformes; Fundulidae
Gene: robo1
Product: roundabout, axon guidance receptor, homolog 1 (Drosophila)
Exons: 30
Coding region: 782-5737 (1651 amino acids)
Biological process (GO): axon midline choice point recognition; axon guidance; Roundabout signaling pathway
Molecular function (GO): protein binding; axon guidance receptor activity
Source: RefSeq, a predicted model, not a curated record